Messenger RNA from Drosophila elegans, 1776 nucleotides. RefSeq names its product adenosine deaminase 2 (gene Adgf-C). Bases 248 to 1768 code for a protein of 506 amino acids. The record is from RefSeq and is a predicted model, not a curated record. Gene Ontology annotation, molecular function: adenosine deaminase activity. The transcript has 6 exons. Lineage: Eukaryota; Metazoa; Arthropoda; Insecta; Diptera; Drosophilidae. Gene Ontology annotation, biological process: adenosine catabolic process; inosine biosynthetic process.
ACAAAAAUUAUAGUUGAUUUUCGCCUUUCUUGGUUUGCACAGUUCGAACACCAGCUUUCGGCGAUGGUAUCCACAGUUCUAAUCGGGCACUUCUGGCGAGCGGUCGCAAAGAGAAAACAAUUCCCCGUCCAAGACCCAAGUUAAUAAUAAUAAUAAUAAGUCAACGUGUCCGUAGUCGAGUCAAUAUUUGGAUAGUGCGCUCGUUAGCUGGACAGGAAAAUCACAUAAGUAAAAGCCUUUUCACACGAUGAAGCUAUUAGUGUUUUGGCUAGUCUUUCUGAUUUCACAACUACAGAUCCAGGCCCAAACCCAGCUAAGCUAUGAGCAAGCUCGCCAGGCGGUACUUACGGCGGAGGAGGAGCUGAUGACUGGUGGACACACAUACCUGAACACCCAGGAGGCCAAGGUGGACGACAUAUUCAUGGAGUACAAGCUCGGGGAGCUGGCCCAGGGGUUCCGAAAUGCGGAGCAGAAUGCAGCAGCUCUGCACUUUUUCAAGGCCAAGCCGCUGAUCGAUCGAAGUGGCGUCUUCCGGUUCCUUCAGAAAAUGCCCAAGGGAUCGGUCCUACACCUGCACAACAGUGCCUCCGUGAGCUCCAAGUGGGUGGUGGACGACCUGUCCUACAUGUCCGGACUGCUGCGCUGCACCACGGCCACGGGCCGAAGUGUCCUGACAUUCCGGCGAUCGCCACAGAAGCACAAGUGUCAGUCGCAGUACGUCCGUGUUUCCGACGAGCGGCGCAACUCCUUGGAUCGCCAGGUCUACGAUCAGAAUUUCGAACGUCUGAUCAACUUAUAUACCCCAGUGCCAGAGCUGGAGUACCCAACCAUAACCCAUGUUUGGGAUCGGUUUCAGGACAUGUUUGACGUCCUCGGCGAUGCAAUAAGCUAUUUGCCAGCUUUUCGUUCUUAUCACUGGCAGAUGCUCGAGGAGCUCUACAACGACAAUAUUAUGUACGCUGAGAUUCGGACGAGUUGCAAGACGCUAUAUGACUCCAGUGGACGCACUUUUCCCCGGGAGCGUACUAUCCGAGAGUUAUACGAUCUAAAUGAGAAGUUUGUGAAGCUGCACCCCGACUUUCUGGGAUUCAAAGUCAUCAUUGCGGUCUUUCGUGGCUACGAAAUGGAUCAGCUUAAGGAAAACGUUGAGGAGUUUAGACAAAUGCACCGAGCUUUGCCCCAUUUCGUUGUUGGAUUUGAUUUGGUAGGUCAGGAGGAUAAGGGAAAACCACUUUAUAGUUUGCUGCCUGCCCUGAAGGAUUUGCCUCCAACCGCUCGCCUUUUCCUGCACGGCGGAGAGACCAAUUGGUUUGGUGCCUCCACGGACAUCAAUCUGCUAGAUGCUCUGCUGCUCAACACCACUCGAAUCGGCCAUGGUUACGCUCUGGCCAAGCACCCUAUCCUGCUGAAUGCCGUCAAGACCCGCCAGAUCGCCGUUGAGGUGAGUCCCAUUUCGAAUCAGGUGCUGCAUCUGGUUUGGGACCUUCGAAAUCAUCCGGGAGCCCAGUACUUGGCCCUUGAUGUGCCCGUGGUGAUAUGCAACGAUGACCCCGGGUUCUGGAAUGCCAAGGGUCUGAGCUACGACUUCUACUACGCCAUCAUGAGUCUGGCACCCAACAAUGCGGGUUUGAGAGUGCUCAAGAGUCUGGUGUGGAACUCGGUGCGAUACUCCACGCUGACGGAGGAGGAAAAGUCUCGUGCCUUCCAAAUCCUGGAGCUCAGCUGGUCGCGUUUCAUUGACAAGGUGUUGCAGGGCAAAGUGUUCUAAAUAAAGCU